Tribolium madens (black flour beetle) is the source of this 2620-nucleotide messenger RNA. RefSeq names its product DDB1- and CUL4-associated factor 6-like. Gene Ontology annotation, biological process: positive regulation of transcription by RNA polymerase II. Gene Ontology annotation, cellular component: Cul4-RING E3 ubiquitin ligase complex; cytoplasm. The record is from RefSeq and is a predicted model, not a curated record. Lineage: Eukaryota; Metazoa; Arthropoda; Insecta; Coleoptera; Tenebrionidae. The transcript has 10 exons. Gene Ontology annotation, molecular function: protein binding. The coding region runs from base 231 to 2390 and encodes 719 amino acids.
UUUUGACACUUCGAUAAUUUGACAUUUGACAGAUAAAAAAUUGUGAAAUUAAUAAAAAAAAUUGUCUUGGUUCAUUAUUUAGUUAUUUGUUUGGGUUAAAUGCAUGAAUUUCCAGUGCAGUGUUUUAUGGGCCGUACUAAAUAAGCCCCUUGAACAUGUAUGACAAGGUUAUUUUUAGUUGUAGCAAGUGAUUUGGAGCAAGUUGCAAAUUAGGAAUUGCUGUGAUAAUUAUGGAUAAUAGACCUAAAUCAAUAUUUAGAGAUUUAUAUAAUCUUCCUUAUAAAAAUAGUUUUUUUAAAUUAUCAACUAACGCUAAAGAUGACGGUGAUCUUAUCCAGCGUCUAGGUUUGUUAAAGAAGCUGGAAAUCCACCAAGGCUGUGUAAACACCAUUUGUUGGAACAGUACUGGAGAGUACAUUUUAUCAGGAUCCGACGACCAGCAUUUAAUCAUAACAAAUGGACACACAUACAAAGUUGAGACUAAUUACUGCACUAGCCACCAUGCAAAUAUCUUCAGUGCUAAAUUCUUGCCAUGUUCCUCCGACAAACAGAUUGUUUCGUGUUCUGGAGACGGAAUUAUUUUACAUACAGAUCUCGAAAACACCAAAAAUACUUACUACAACCAAUUUAGUUGCCAUGCUGGAACCACUUACGAGGUAAUUACAAUCCCGAAUGAUCCUAACACGUUUCUAAGUUGUGGAGAGGAUGGAACAGUGCGUUGGUUUGAUUUAAGAACAAAAACAAGUUGUCGAAAACCACGUUGUAAGGAAGAUAUUUUAAUUACGUGUCAGAGGGCGGUUACAGCCCUUGCUGUAAGUCCCACAGCGCCCCAUCAACUUGCAGUGGGGUGUGCGGACUCAACAGUACGGAUUUAUGACAGGAGAUGUCUCAGUACUCAACUUGAGGAUCAUUUGAAAGCUCGUCCAUUCUGUAGUUUCAUCGCCCCAAAUCUUGAAGAUCGAAGAUACAGAAUAACAUCACUCAGUUACAGUCAUGAUGGUCAAGAUAUGCUAGUCAGUUACUCUUCUGAUUAUCUGUAUCUAUUUAGGAUACAGGAGAAUCAACUAACUGAAUUAAAAAAACCGAUUAAAGCCUCUCCUUGGGAGAAAGUUAAAAUGUUAGCAGGGAAACGAGAACGUGUCAAUAAUUCGCCCCCUCAUGUGAGGAGGUUACGUUUGAGGGGUGAUUGGUCUGAUACAGGACCAGAUGCACGUCCUGAACGCGAUACCACAACAACUGUUAGUAUUGGACAAGCAAGACCUCAAUUACAUGCCACUUUGAUGCAACGAAUGACUGAUGUACUCUCACAAAUGUUGAAUGAUCCUAUGACAAGGGCUGCUUUGAGUGCUGGAGGAGAGGAUUCGUUGGAUCCGAAUGAAACGUCGCAAAGAAAUGUUUUAGGUCAAAGACAAGAAGAGAAUUCAGGGCAGGUAGAACAGAGUCAAAGUGAGGGGGAAGAAAGGUCGAGUGUGGCGGAAAAUGUACAAAAUGAUACUGAGAGUGAAGUUGCCACAACAAGCAGACAAGACCAAGAACCUUCUGCGUCCACAAGCACCGCUGAAGAGAGGCAAAGUGAGACUUCUGCAUGCGUUACAAGCCUAUACAGUCAUCUAACAACGUUGCGUAACUUAAGAGACGGUUUUAUAGAAGAACACGGUUCAGAGCCCUCAGUCAGUCUCAGGUACUCCCAGCAAAGUACAGCAAAUGCCACGAUCAGUUUAAGAGUAGGCGAUGAAGUUAACCGUGGAAAUUUCAAUAAUUUACAAAAUGAUGCCUCAGCUGUGCCUUCAACAUCACAAAACAGUGAAGAAACAUCGAUGAGAAGUCCAACUGGAUUGGCUGAUGAUGGCGCUAGUUCUGAUGCCGAGUUUGAUGAUUACGACGAUGAGUAUCCUGAUUCAUCGUUAUCUCAAAAGACUGAUACCGUAAAUACGUAUGAAGCAGAAAUGAAAUAUAAGUAUGUGGGACAUAGAAAUGCUCGAACUAUGAUAAAAGAAGCGACAUUUUGGGGCAACGACUACGUAAUGUCGGGCUCCGAUUGUGGCCACGUCUUUAUUUGGGACAAAAACACGACGAAAUUGAAAAUGUUGUUACAAGCAGAUCAGCAUGUGGUCAAUUGUUUACAACCUCACCCGACUUUACCACUUCUUGCGACUAGUGGAAUUGACCACGAUGUAAAAUUGUGGGCUCCGAUUUUAGAAGAACCAGGUUUUAAUGAGAAAAUAGCCGAAGAUUUAAUCAACCGUAAUGCAAUAAUGUUGGAAGAAACCAAAGAUACAAUUACAGUACCUGCAGCGUUUAUGAUUCGAAUGUUGGCGUGUUUGAAUCAAAUUCGUCGAGGAGGUAGAGCUCGGGCCCGAAGACAGGAUGAAGAAGAUGAAAACAAUUAAAUUUCAACGUAUGUAUGUAUAUAAAAAAAACUACGUUUGUAGAAAAAAUCAAUGAUGUAUGUAUAUACAAACUUGCUUGUUUUAAAUUACAGGAUUGUUGGAUUUCUCUCUCUAUUUUAUCGUAACUAAAUGUUUAAUUUUUUUCUUUCGUUAAAGUUCCGAUUUAAUGCGAUUAUUUCAUGUAUUUAUUAUUAUUUUCAAAGGUGAGAUUAAAUUAUUGAUACCUUGAA